CACUUCCGCUGUACAGGUGAGUCGUGCGUGACGUCAUCGGACAUGAAAGAAGGAAACUGCGUUUGAUAGCCAAGUUUGUUCUUCUAAACUGAGUUCAAAUUCACGGAUACAGAUAUGUGUGAUUUCGACAAGCAGAAGGGCCCUGGACGGCUGAUGAAGAAAGGAUUGACCCUUAUUGUCAUCGGUCAUGUUAAUUUCAUCCUGAGUGCCAUCGUCCAUGGCAGCGUGUUACGCCAUGUAUCCAAACCCAGUAAUGGGAUCUCAACAGAAUAUACCGUAUCAAACAUCAUCUCCGUCUCUUCAGGACUGCUGAGCAUUGCAAGUGGAAUUGUUGCAAUAUUGGUGUCAAGGAAUAUUACCAACUUGAAGCAGCACAUCGGUCUGUUAGUGAGCUCCUUUCUGAACGCCUUUCUCUCGCUGGCUUGUUUAGUGGGGCUGGUUUUGGCAAUAAGUAUGACCAUUUCAGCCGACGGGAGCACGCUCAUGAAAGGAUGUAAUUCCACUAACAUGCCUGUGAAUGCACGAUCUCCAGUCAUCGUCAACUGUCCUUUCGAUGCCACCCGCAUCUAUGACACAACUCUUGCUCUGUGGUUCACCUGUGCUACAUUGACUGCACUGGAGGCUGGACUGUCUGUGUGGUGCUUUAUUGUGGGUCUCCAGUUAAGAGGCAUUGGACCCUGUGCUAAAACCUACAUCAGAGAGCAGCUGGAAGCGGAGGCACUAGCAUCAGGAUCAAAGAUGGACCAAGACCACACGACUCAAGGAGAGCGUCUUAUCGCACAUCACUCGGCCAGUGCAUAGAGAGACAGUCUCGAGGUUAAGGUGGAAGUUUAAUUAAACGCAGUGUAGUGCAACAGAUCAUAGUAGUAGUUAGUUACAUUUCUGAAUCUAUAUCAAUUGAUAAUGGUAGAUGAUCUGAAGCACUGAGGUUAUGGUACACAAUCAGUUGAGCUCCAAUCAGAUGGACGUUUGGACUGAAUGUUUUCAAUGUUUUCAGUCCACACAUGUAAUUAGGCCGAAAACAUCAUUAUAUCCAUGAUGUUGUUUUCUGAAACUGUAUCUGGAGUUAUGUUUUGUGGUUCCUGUUUACACUUAAAACCCAACUUGUGCAUAAUUUCCAAAUUAACCUGAUGAUUU
Molecule: messenger RNA, 1137 nt
Organism: Carassius auratus (goldfish)
Lineage: Eukaryota; Metazoa; Chordata; Actinopteri; Cypriniformes; Cyprinidae
Gene: krtcap3
Product: keratinocyte associated protein 3
Exons: 6
Coding region: 115-801 (228 amino acids)
Source: RefSeq, a predicted model, not a curated record